AUGUCGAUCGAAAUGGAAGUUGAUGAGCCACAAGUGGCCGCCACUUCAACUCGUUUGGCUCCAAUCGAGGAGGUUUUGAAUUAUAAUCAUAAUUUUCACUGAAAUUUCAAUGCUCUAGGUUAAAUCGAGUGCUCGUCAAAGUAAACGAAUCGCUGCUCACAGUCAUGUGAAAGGCUUGGGACUUGAUCAGGAUACGAAGGAAGCUUUGCCUAAGGUAAGUUUUUUUUUAUCUGUGAAAAAAUAUCAUAAAAUAGAGUAUUUUUAUAUAUUUUUGCAUUCAGGCCGCCGGCUUCGUCGGUCAGCAAGACGCACGUACCGCUGCCGCUGUUGUCGUUGAUAUGAUUAGAGGAAAAAGUAUGGCCGGAAGAGCUGUACUGCUUGCCGGGCCUCCUGGAACUGGAAAAACGGCGAUCGCCUUGGCCAUGGCCCAGGAGUUGGGCGACAGUGUGCCUUUCGUGCCGAUCGUGGCCAGUGAGGUGGAGUUUUUGAAUAUAAUAUGAUAGAAAUUAACUAGAAAGAUGAAAAUUUGCACAUUUUUCUUGAAAAAUUGUUUUUUUAUGGAUUUUUACUUUAAUUUCAUGGCUUUUUUUAUCAGGGAAUGUGGGAUUUUUUUUUGAAAUUCCAUCGCCGAAGCCAUCAUUAUGCCUAUUUUUCCAGUUUUAUGACAAAUCCUAUAAGUUUAACGCCCUUUUUUUUAGUUUUUCGGUCAUUUUUGAAGGUGAAUAGGUUCUUUUUUUCACGUUCUUGAAAGAGUUUUUUUAAAAUAAUGAUUUUAAAGACCGCAAAUUGUGUUUUUCCUAUCAAAUUUGAACGCUUGCAAACUUUCAGAGGUUGAAAUUUUUUUGCUUUUGAGUUUUAUUUUUUUAUUCUUUCCUGUGUUUGUUCCUUUAAAAAUUUUUUUGGCAUUUCUCGAAAUGAAAAAAAUAUUCAUAAGAAGUAGUGGAAUUCACCUAUCAGAACUUCAGAUUUGAACCUUCGGAAAGCCUUUUUUGAAAUUUGCCAUCUUUUUUAUGACCUUUAAAUUUUCCAGGUGUACUCAGCGGAGGUGAAAAAGACGGAAAUCCUCAUGCGCAACUUCAGAAGAGCCAUUGGUAGCAAUAUUACUUGAUUUUCCUAGAAUUUUAUGGAUUUUAGGCUUGAGAGUAAAAGAAAAGAAAGACGUUUAUGAAGGAGAAGUGACAGAAUUGACGCCUGUCGAGACGACCAGCACUCAGUUGACCGGAAUCGGUGAGUGCAGCCGACUAGGAACGGUUUUUCGCCUGGGGGAACUGUUGAUAAAGAGAAAAAGGGCUAAAAAAAACUUUAUAGAUAAAAAGUCCGUUGCAAAAUUUUUUAUCCACGUUUUCUGUGCUUUUUCCAUGUUCUUCAUUGAAAUCCAUGAAAUUUUUUAUCAUUCAAAAUUUUUCCUUCACCCUUUUCCAUGUUAUUUUUACAUCAUAAAACUCAAAAUUUCAAUUUUUCAUCAAUUUUUUCCAGGAAAAACAAUUUCCCACGUUGUCGUUUCGAUGAAAACCGCAAAAGGCAGCAAACAGCUGAAAUUGGACCCCAGUAUCUACGAUUCGAUUCUGAAGCAAAGAAUCGAAGUCGGCGACGUCAUCUACAUUGAGGCGAAUUCUGGAGCCGUCAAGGUUGGUUUUCCUUCAAUAUUUUGCAGGAAGUUAUUCCUUAAGGGUACUGAGGUUUUAAUAUAUUUCUGUUUGAAAUUUGUAACAUUUUUUUCUGGGCAGUUUUUGAAGAGAAUUUUCGCUUAAUUUCGUUAGAAAAAGAGGCCUUUUUUUCGAUUUUUAGAUUUUCAAUAUUUUUUUAGGAAUUUAUCCCGUAAGGGUGGUGGUAUGAAAAAAACAUCAUCGAAAAUUCAAACGGCGACUUUUCCGAUUUUUUCAUAUCGCUAGGGAACUUUCCGACGAAUCUUUUUCCGUCUUUUUUCUCGAUAAAGUCUUCGUUUUAAAUCUUCCUAUAUAAUGUAGGUAGUUGGUUCAUGAUUAAAACACAAAGAAGUAGGAAAAAAAAAUGUUUAUAGAAGUUUUAUAAACCGAAAAACAUAAGGGAAAAAAGUCGGAAAGAGAUCCGUCGGAAAGGUGGCCAUCGGAAAGUUCCCUAGUGAUAUGUAAAAAUCGGAAAAGUCGCCGUUUGAAUUUUCGCUGAUGUUUUUUUCAUACCACCGUAAGGGUAUUGAAAUUUUUCAUAUAUUGCUGUAAAAAAAGGCUAGAAAAAAAUUUUUUUCUGUGCAGUUUUUUUGAAAGGUUUUUUUCAAGAAUUUUUAUUAGAAAAGAUACUUUUUUUCGACUUUUUACUUCAAUCUUUUUCCAGUAAGUGAUCCCUGAAGGGUGCUGAAAUUUUUAUAUAAUUCUGUUAAAAAUAAAAAAAAAAUUUCCAGGCAUUUUUUUCAAGAGGAUUUUUCACUGAAUCUUUUUAGAAAAAGAGGCUUUUUUUGGUAUUAAGUUAAAAAAAGAUUGGUUUCUUUUUUUAGAUUUUUUUCAGUGAGUACACCUUAAAGGUUCUGAAAAUUGCGUAUUUCUGUAAAAUAUAGGCUGAAAAAUCUUUUUUCUUGGCAGUAUUUGAAGAGAAUUUUCACUGAAUCUUGUUAGAUUUUUGUGAAAAGCUGUGAAAAAUCUCGUUAGAAUAAAGAUCUUUUCGUUUAAAAAAAAGGAUGGUUUUUACAAUAUUUUCCAGUAAGUGAUCCCUUAAGUGUACAUAAAUUUUCCAUGUAUUUCAGUUCCAAAAGCUGUGAAAAAUUUUUUUUGGCUGUUCUUUAAUGAUAUUUAUACUGAAUCUCGUUAGAAAAGACAUUUUUCUCCGAUUUGAGACGGGAAAAGUCUUUCAUAAUCUUAGAUUCUCGAAUUUUCCACUUAUUUUUUCAUAUUUCGUGAAUUUUUUUAAUCAAAAAAAUUUCUGUUAAGUCGUGCUUCAUUUUUCAGUUUAACGAGUGAAUUUUUUUCUUAAAAUAUUUUUGUUUGACGUGAAAAAAAAUUUGCAAUACCUUAGAUUUUUAGUUGUUCCCGCUUGCUGAAAAUUCAAUGUUUCCAGAGAGUCGGCCGUUGCGACGUCUACGCUUCAGAAUUCGACCUGGAAGCCGACGAAUACGUCCCGAUGCCGAAAGGAGAAGUCAGGAAGUCGAAAGACGUCGUCCAGGACGUCACCCUCCACGAUUUGGACAUCGCGAACGCCCGGCCCCAAGGCCGCCAGGGCGACGUCAGCAGCAUCGUCUCCCAGUUGAUGGCCCCCAAGAAGACGGAAGUGACCGGUUUGCACACGUCGUUCAGCAACAAUCAGCCCCCUUGACUCUUCCAGAUCGUCUUCGAGCGGAGAUCAACAAGGUCGUCAACGAGUACAUCGACAGCGGCGUCGCCGAACUCAUGCCCGGCGUCCUGUUCAUCGACGAGGUCCACAUGCUCGACGUCGAGUGCUUCACCUACCUCCACAGAGCCUUGGAAUCGCCCAUCAGUCCCAUCGUUGUCUUCGCCACCAACCGUGGUGUCAGUGCUGUUAGGUAAGUGGAGAUCCGAUUCAGUUUCAGGGCUUUAAAAUGCUUCUUUAGACUUGAUAAAUCUUGAAUUUCUCCAAAAUCCGUGACCUCAAAAAUCAAUUUUUACAAAAUAGAUGUAAGGAAAAUAUGUUUUCGAGCGUUUUCUCCGAAAUUAAACAAAGACCGAUUUUCUGUUGAUUCAAAAAAAAAGGACCGAGUAAAUUGAGCUUUGGGAAUACUGAAAAGGUUUUUAUUGACUCAAUAAAUUUUUUAAAUGUACCCAAAAUCUUUGGCUUUGAGGAGACCUAAAAAUUUGAACUGAAGAGGUUUUUCGUUCCUUUUUUAAAACUUGAACAGAUUGUGACUGAUUUUUCGGAUAUUGGGAAAAAAAAAGAACCGAGUAAAUUCAGCUUUAGGCCUUUAGAUUACUGAAAAUGUUCUUAUUGACUCGAUAAAUUUUUAAAUUGUCCUCAAAAUUAUUGCCUAUGAAAAAGUUCUAAAAAAAUUGAACUGAAGAAAUUUUUUUCGACCAUGUCCUAGAAGUUGAACAGAUAUUUAUCAAUUUUUGGAAUUUCGAAAAAGAAAAAUAUGUAAAAUCAGUUUCAGAGCUUCAAAAUACUGAAAAUGUGCUCUUUCAUUAGAAUCUGAAUCCUUGGCUUCGAAAAUGUAUGAAGAAUGAAUAGAAAAAAUCUUUUGAGCCUUUUCUUGGGGGCGUGGCCGUUUUCUCAAAAACUUGGAAAUUGAUAACGCGUCUCGAAGUCAAUUAAUCACUUAAAGAGUGCUGACGCCGCUUAAGGGAUCACUAGAAAUGCUUGGAAUAGGCCGGGGCGCGUUAGAGAGGUCCGAGAAGUGUAAAAGGAUCUUUUAUUUGAAAAAUAAAGGUUCGAUUAGCUCAAGGCUGUGAUUUAUUAUAAUGUAAAGCAUAUAAUUAGUGAUAAAGCCUCCUAAAAAAUCAAAAAAACAGCUUUUACCCAUUUUUGCAACGCUUUGCAAAACAUUCAGAGAGGUUUCAUGAAUGAAAAUUUCCCUUUAAAGAUUUUUUUCCAAUGUUCGAAAAAUAUUUUCUUCACAUUUUCUAUAGAAUCAAGACGAUUGAGUUGAUAAUUUGUUCCCUUAAAGAGGUCUCGACACGAAAUCGCCACAUGGAAUCCCAACUGAAAUGCUCGAUCGGCUGUUGAUCAUCAUUACGAUGAAGUACACUCCUGAUGAGAUGAGAUCGGUGAUAAUUUCUUUCAUUUUUCUGAAAAACAAUCAGUUUUUUUUUUAGAUUCUGGCCCUCCGAGCUGAAGCAGAAAACGUUAAAAUGGAGCCGGAUGCUUUGGAAGCCAUGACUCGUGUGGCCUCUGAACGGUCUUUGAGGUGGACCUUGAGUUUUUCGUAGGAUUUUACAAGAUUUUUUUCAGAUAUUCCCUUCAAAUUAUCGCCCCAGCCAAGCUGUCGGCGCAGUGCAGUGGUCGCGAAACGAUCAAUGUUGGUUUUUGGAAAAAUAUAUAUUUAGGACAAAUUUGAACCAAAAAUUCAGUUUUAGUGGUCUUAGAAGCUCCAGAGAGGUCCCUAUAGGGGUCCGCUCUAGGGACCACUUUUAUUAACCCCUAUAGGGGCCUCUAACGCUUGAAAAAGUGGCCCCUAUAGAGGACAUUUUAGAUUUUCAUGAACUCUAUGCGAGGAAGCCUUUCCAUGCGAAAAACGGUAUAAAUAAGCGUUUUUAAAUGAAAUGGAAAGGCCCCUAUAGGGUCCACUUAAGCUUCAGGGGCUAAGGGGGCAGACCCUAAACUCCUAAAGGGAGCACCUUGAUUUUAACCUUAUAGGGAUCACUUUUUCGGCUCCUAUAUGGGCUGUUCUUCCCCUGAACCUCUAUAGGGAUCACUCUGAAAGUCAGAAAUGAUUUAGAAAAAAGGACCUCAAAAAAAUGAUGUUUUUCUUGUGACUUUUUGAAUUUUUCCGGUUCAAGCUGGACCUUGUUUUGAAAUUUUUACUAAGGUAGAAGUUAUUUUUUAAUUUUCAAAAUUUUCAAAAUGGAAUUUUAAGGAUCCGUUGACAUUCCAGCUGUUUCGGCUUAUCUUAAGAACUCUAGAGGGGUCCCUAUAGGGGCUAGGGGGCCCACCCUAUAAGGGUAAAAUUUAGGUGGUCCCUCUAGGGGUCUGACCCUUAAAGCUCAAUGAUCUCUAAAGGGUCUUUCCAUUUUUUGAUUAAAUUUGAAAAUUAAAAAGACAAGUUCGAUCAAAUCACGACUGAUUAUCAUGUCCCCUAUAGGGGCCACGAACUGAAAUCCUUAUAGGGACCACUUUUCAAAGCUUUGGUGGAGGUAAAUUGGUCCCUAAAGGGGGCCCUUUAAGGCUAAAAUGGCACGCUUUUCCAGCUUGAAAUUAAUUUGGAAACUUUGAUUUUUAUUUCACAACUUUUGAUUCAAGAAUUUUUAAUGCUUGAACUUGAAUAACGGCUCUCUUUGAAAUUUAUUAGGAAACCAGCUUGUAUUGGACAGAUCGAGGUAUAUAAAUCAAUUAAAAAUCAAGAAUUUUCAACCAGAAAACUCUCAAAAUUCGAAUAAAAAUAAUUUUUGAGGCCGCCGACAUCGCCCGCUGUGUUGAUUUGUUCAUGGAUCGCACGGUCUCAACGAAAAAAGCCCUCGAAAAACAAGCCAAACACUGA
Caenorhabditis auriculariae is the source of this 6115-nucleotide messenger RNA. The record is from the annotation of a GenBank genome assembly. Lineage: Eukaryota; Metazoa; Nematoda; Chromadorea; Rhabditida; Rhabditidae.